This is a messenger RNA of Monoraphidium neglectum, 792 nucleotides long. RefSeq lists its product as hypothetical. The transcript is spliced from 7 exons. Gene Ontology annotation, molecular function: calcium-activated cation channel activity. The coding region runs from base 1 to 792 and encodes 263 amino acids. NCBI's taxonomy places the organism in Eukaryota, Viridiplantae, Chlorophyta, Chlorophyceae, Sphaeropleales, Selenastraceae. The record is from RefSeq and is a predicted model, not a curated record. Gene Ontology annotation, cellular component: plasma membrane.
AUGGCGGACCCUGACGGCUUCGCGGCGUUGUCCUCGCCUGGCAUGGACCCGCCGGACCUCAAGCUGCCAGAUGAGGCGGCCUACGUCAACAACAUCUACUCCAUCUACGCAGCCCUCACCAUAAAUUCUGCAAUUGGCGGUGCAUGCCUGGUGCUGUUCCUGAUCUUCAGGGCGUUCAUGCCGCAAUACCAGCUACGCAGCGUGCUCAACUGUGUCACAAUCAAGCCGCCACCUCUCCCUUCCGGCCUGGGCCGCCUUUUCGGCUGGGUCGUGCCGGUGCUGACAACCAGUGACGUGUGGCUGCUGCACAGUGCGGGCCUGGACGCUCUGGUGCUGGCCAAGACUCAGGCCCUGUGCAUCCAGCUGUUCCUGCCCAUCACUGUCAUUGGCUGCUGCUUUCUGAUGCCCCUGCAGCUGUCAGAGGCAUUUGAGAAAGGCGACACCACCUUCAGCCGCUUGACCAUGGCAAACAUCUCACCCGGGUCCAAGAUCAUGUGGGCGCACUGGGUGUGCACAUUCGUAUUUCUGGGCUGGACAAUGGUGCUGCUGGAAUGGCACUUCCGUGAGUACGUAUCUUUGAGGCAGUUUUACUUGCGGGGUGGUGACGGGUGGAACUACUGGCGCGAGCUGCACAUGGCCGAGGCCGACGGCGUGGACGUGCACACCCGGUCAAAGUUUGCGGCAGUGGUGGAGGUGGCCAAGAUGGAUGGGAUACUCAAGGUUUGCGCCAGGAAGCGGUGGGGAGACGAUUUUGCUGAGGCUCUGGCAGCCAGUGAUAGGGCUGCUGCAUGA